ACUCCGGAGCUUCGCCAGCCUAAUUUGGAAAGCGAGCUCGGCCUCCCGCACCAUCAUUGGCUGAGUUUAUGCCUGGCCAGGCCAAGUCGCACUGCGAUUGGCCUUGGCGGGUGCCGGUAACCUGCGCUAGCGGCUUUGGUUCCCCCUCACCAUAGAUGUCAAAGGCUGAAGCUGCUCCCUUUGCCACAUUAUAACUAGUAGAGGAUCUUCAUCGACCAUGGCCACAGCUGCCUCGAAUCCCUACAGCAUUCUCAGUUCCAGCUCCCUCGUCCAUGCGGACUCUGCCGGAAUGCAGCAGGGAAGUCCUUUCCGCAAUCCUCAGAAACUUCUCCAAAGUGACUACUUGCAGGGAGUUCCCAGCAAUGGGCAUCCCCUCGGGCAUCACUGGGUGACCAGUCUGAGCGACGGGGGCCCAUGGUCCUCCACAUUGGCCACCAGCCCCCUGGACCAGCCGGACGUGAAGCCAGGACGCGAAGAUCUGCAAUUGGGCGCAAUCAUCCAUCACCGCUCGCCACACGUAGCCCACCACUCGCCCCACACUAACCAUCCGAAUGCCUGGGGAGCAAGCCCAGCUCCAAACUCGUCCAUCACGUCUACCGGCCAACCUCUCAAUGUGUAUUCGCAGCCAGGCUUCACGGUGAGCGGUAUGCUGGAGCACGGGGGACUCACUCCACCACCAGCCGCUGCCUCCACGCAGAGCCUGCAUCCAGUGCUCCGGGAGCCUCCAGACCACGGUGAGCUGGGCUCGCACCACUGCCAGGACCACUCGGAUGAGGAGACUCCAACCUCUGAUGAGUUGGAACAGUUCGCCAAACAAUUCAAACAAAGAAGAAUCAAGUUGGGUUUCACGCAAGCCGACGUGGGGCUGGCACUGGGCACCCUGUAUGGUAACGUGUUCUCGCAGACCACCAUCUGCAGGUUCGAGGCCUUGCAACUGAGCUUCAAGAAUAUGUGCAAGCUGAAACCCCUGCUAAAUAAGUGGCUGGAGGAGGCUGAUUCAUCCACAGGAAGCCCUACCAGCAUUGACAAGAUCGCCGCUCAGGGCCGCAAGCGCAAGAAGCGAACCUCCAUCGAGGUGAGUGUCAAGGGCGUACUGGAAACGCAUUUCCUCAAGUGUCCCAAGCCUGCAGCGCAGGAGAUCUCCUCGCUGGCCGACAGCCUCCAGUUGGAGAAAGAAGUGGUGCGUGUCUGGUUCUGUAAUAGAAGACAAAAAGAAAAAAGAAUGACUCCGCCAGGGGAUCAGCAGCCACACGAGGUUUAUUCGCACACAGUGAAAACUGACGCGUCCUGCCACGAUCUCUGACUGGAGAAAGCCCGGAGGUGGCCCACAGCACUGGGAGCAGUGCGGAUCAUUCUCACUCCCUUCCUUCCUUUCAUCACUACAUUCUUUAUUAUUGCUCUCUCUCUCUCUAGCUUGCUAGCUCUUUCUUUCUUUCUUUCUUUCUUUCU
Peromyscus maniculatus bairdii (prairie deer mouse) is the source of this 1449-nucleotide messenger RNA. It is a transcript of the gene Pou3f4, whose product is annotated as POU class 3 homeobox 4. The record is from RefSeq and is a predicted model, not a curated record. Gene Ontology annotation, molecular function: DNA-binding transcription factor activity, RNA polymerase II-specific; RNA polymerase II cis-regulatory region sequence-specific DNA binding. Gene Ontology annotation, cellular component: nucleus. Gene Ontology annotation, biological process: brain development; regulation of transcription by RNA polymerase II. Lineage: Eukaryota; Metazoa; Chordata; Mammalia; Rodentia; Cricetidae.